Messenger RNA from Leptonychotes weddellii (Weddell seal), 1321 nucleotides. NCBI's taxonomy places the organism in Eukaryota, Metazoa, Chordata, Mammalia, Carnivora, Phocidae. The record is from RefSeq and is a predicted model, not a curated record.
AUGACACCAGCGGCGCGCCGUCGCUCCUGCGCGCCUCCUGCGCACACCCCCAGUCAAUCAGCAUCACAAACGCACCUCGCCCCGCCCCCUCUACGCCGCGCCUCGGGAAGAAGACUACAAGUCCCAGAGGGCCCCUCGCACACCCCGCCACGUGUUUUAUCCGCCCGCCAAUGGGUGGAAGCGCCGCGUGAGCCUGUUCCCGCCCCCCCCGGCGUGCCUGAGCCAAUCGAAAAGGUGGUGUGUGUGCGAGGGCAAGUGGGGAGGGGGACUCAGCUCAGGACAGGGAGGCCCUGCUCGCAGGUCCCGGGGUCCCGGUGGCAGCCGGAGCGCUUGGUCCGCAGGCAGCGGGCGGGUGCCCCCCUCCGCCCCCACCCCGCGCGUGCGCGCCCCGGCCCCUCCCUCCCUGCCACCCCCCUCGGCUCCCGCGCGGCGGCGGCGGUUCCUCUCCCCCUCCCCCCAGCCCUGGCUCCGGGGGACCCCGCGAUGCCGGUCCGCACCGAGUGUCCCCCGCCGGCCGGUGCCUCGGCCGCCUCCGCGGCCUCGCUCAUCCCGCCGCCGCCCAUCAACACCCAGCAGCCCGGCGUGGCCACCAGCCUGCUCUACAGCGGCUCCAAGUUCCGCGGCCACCAGAAGAGCAAGGGGAACUCGUACGACGUAGAGGUGGUGCUGCAGCAUGUGGACACAGGGAACUCUUACCUUUGUGGAUACCUGAAGAUAAAAGGCCUUACUGAGGGCAAGUUUCUGGCUUUUUAUCAGUAUGCAAAAUCAUUUAAUUCAGAUGACUUUGAUUAUGAAGAGCUGAAGAAUGGGGAUUAUGUCUUCAUGAGGUGGAAGGAACAGUUCCUGGUCCCAGAUCACACGAUCAAAGACAUCAGCGGUGCCUCCUUUGCUGGGUUCUAUUACAUCUGCUUCCAGAAGUCGGCAGCCUCCAUAGAAGGCUACUAUUACCAUAGGAGUUCAGAAUGGUAUCAGUCCCUCAACCUAACGCAUGUUCCUGAACACAGCGCACCCAUCUACGAAUUCCGGUGACAGCGGUUCAGAGCAGGAACUAAAUAAAACUGAACUUGGCAAAAAAAAAAAAAAAAAAAGAACUUUGCCAAGAAAAUUGUGUACCUGCCAGAACCAGGAGAACGUGUGUUCCUGUUUCUUCACGAGCAGAUUCGCAUCAGAAGGCAUGAAUGUUAACCCACAGAAUCCAAGGAGCAUGGCCAACCAGCAGGCAGGCGGAGGGAGUGUUCUCUGUUCUUCCUCCCUCUCUGAGGCAGUUUGGUCUUAAUCUGUUUUUAAGCUACCUUAAAUGCACUUUUCCUUGCUGCACAGC